AAUCGCUAGGCGUUGUUGUCAGUUGUCUUGGAUUUAGUUAGAGGUUGCAUAUCGGCCGACGACGACGUUGAAAAUAUAUAAAAUCACCAGACACAGCGAUUUCCACAUCAAUGAUCAUGGGGAAAUUCGGCACACUGGUUGCCAUGGUGAUGGCAAUUUGUUGGAUGUCUAACCUGAUCAAUGGAGACGAUGGAGGCAAUAUCUGCAUAUCUACUGGAUCAAGAACUGAAUUGGUGCCUGAAGUUGAAGUCAAGGAAGUCCGAAAAGUAGACUACCUGCCUUGCGGAGAAUGUGGAUGCGAUACAUGUAUUGAAUACAGCACCGUCUUUGUGAAUCGUACAACAUACGAGAAUCGCACAGUAUACUAUAACAUUGAAGAGUGCUGCAAAGGCUGGGCUGGAGAAAACUGUGACAUACCUCUGUGUAACCCACAUUGCGAGGACGGUUCCGUAUGUGUGGCACCAGACACUUGUAGCUGUCCCCCUGGCUAUGAACUUGACGAUGGCGAGUGUGAAGAUAUUGACGAAUGCGAUACUGCAAAUGACGGAGGCUGUGAACACGACUGUGAAAACACCGACGGUUCUUAUCACUGUGAGUGCGAUGAAGGUUAUACCUUGAACGAGGAUGGUCGGUCAUGUGACUUCCAAUGUAACGUGAUAAACUCCAAGUGUAUCGACUGCAGUCGCUACCAGAUCUUCACCGCCCGAUCAGAGACUGGCGAAAUCACUUGGCUAGAAGCCAAGGAAACGUGCGAGAACCUCGGUGGCGUGUUGGCCAUGUUAAAAACACAGAAGAUAAACAAGCAAGUUCGUCAAUACAUAUACAGUAACAAUCUGGAUGCUGAAGUCACCAAGGGCUUCUGGUUCGGGUUGCACGAUCGUAACCAGGAGGGAGACUUUGAGUGGAUGGACCAGACAAAACUGGCUGAUACUGGAUUCACAUACUGGGCUGAUGACAAUCCUAAUAACAAUGAUAAGAAAGACGUCAAUGGACAGGACUGUGUACAACUAUGGAAAGCGUCAAGCUUUAAGUGGGACGAUGACUACUGCAGUGACGAUGCCAACCUCAGAAAGAAAGGAUAUAUCUGUGAAUUUAACAUUUGUGGGUGCACGUGCGACUUGCGUCCAUGAUCCAAUCAACAGCCUCGUCGGAAAUGACGUAGAGAGUUACCAGGAGCAUCAGUAUAUAUUUCCGCCCUGGUACUUGAUAGUUACAUAUAUAACCUACCAAGGGCUGAUGAUGGCUAGGGGUUUGCAGCCAGCAUAAUUUGCGAUUACGAUAUCACCAAUCACUUACACAUGUGCAUGCCGUUCUAAGAUGCAAUACACCUGUACACGGAAGAGAAAUUUUUUAUCACCUCCUUCCAUGUCUAUAAAGCAUUUUGACCCCCCCCCCCAUGAGAAGGAGGAAUAGACAGAACAGAGAAUUUCCCUGACAGAAAUAUUUAAAGUACGUUUCAAAUAAUUAUUUUUCCAAUGGCCUUGUAUUAUACUGUAUGUACUACGAAUUUGCCUGUACAUCCGAUAACCUAGGC
Saccoglossus kowalevskii is the source of this 1534-nucleotide messenger RNA. RefSeq lists its product as uncharacterized. The record is from RefSeq and is a predicted model, not a curated record. Gene Ontology annotation, molecular function: calcium ion binding. NCBI's taxonomy places the organism in Eukaryota, Metazoa, Hemichordata, Enteropneusta, Harrimaniidae.